This is a messenger RNA of Fraxinus pennsylvanica, 576 nucleotides long. The record is from the annotation of a GenBank genome assembly. Lineage: Eukaryota; Viridiplantae; Streptophyta; Magnoliopsida; Lamiales; Oleaceae.
AUGCUGUUCUUCUGUUAUGUUCCUCCCAUGACAAAGGAUGCCGGCCUUACAUGUGUGGGACCAGCUUCCGCUAUUCCAACUGCCUUGAUCAGUACAAGAAAGCCUGCACAAAAGAGUGUCGAGAAUUGUGAGGUUACGGAGCUUGCACGUCCUCUUUGUCGUGGCCAGGUGAAGGGAUGGACUGUCGUUGAGCCUGCACGAGAACAUCUCAAUGCCAAGAAGCAGAGCUUCAUGCAAGAUAACUGCUCGUUUGUUGGAACAUACAAACAGCUGCGGAAGCAUGUGAAGGUAGAGCACGCUUCCAUUAAGCCACAUGAGUUGGAUCCCGUUCUAGAACAGAAGUGGAGAAGGAUGGAGUGUCAGAGAGAGACACAAGAUGUCAUGAGAACAAUAAGGUCAUCAGUGCCUGGAGCUGUGUUCUUUGGUGAUUAUGUGAUUGAAGGAAGUCGUUAUGGGUUCAAUUCAGGUGAAGAGGAGCAUUGUGAUGCAGAUGGCAUUGAGCAGGACGAGAGCUUUGAAGAGGGAAUUAUUCGCAAUUUAAUGCGCUUCUUUCAUUUUUUGGAGUUCUGCAGGUAG